GAGCUGUAACACCGCGCGGUUCUCAUUCUAACUGCCGAUCUUCAAACACAAGAACACGUCGUACUGUACCUCAACCAGACCUGGUCUUUUGCCAUCAGAAUUCAUCGCUUAUAAGCACGAUGAAUGCACCGAGUGGUUGGGGCAUUGCCCAGACGGUGGCCGUGUCGACCGCCGCUUGGACAGCUCUGUUCGGCCUGGUCAGCUACCUGCAGCCAUGUCGAAGCUACGGCUGGAACGGCCGAACGGUGGCCGGCAUUCACGGACUGACCGUCUCCAUCAUGUCACUGGCCUUCGGCGUCUGGAACAACCAGUCGCCUUUCACCCAGCCAGGCGGUGUUUCCAACUUCUUUGAAGUCUUCGUUCAAGUCACUUGUCUCGGGUACUUCAUCUUCGAUACGACAUUUUGCCUGGCGUUCCGAAUCUACGGACGCGAGACCCACAUCAUGGCCGUCCAUCACGUGGUCGCGAUGGCCGGCAUGAUGACGUCACUCUGGAUGGGCGUGUCGGGCACGGAGGUCAGCGUUGCCAUCGGCCUGAUGGAGUGCACCAACCCGAUGUUUCAGCUGCGCUGGUUCCUGCGCGAGGUGGGGCUCCGGAAAGGAGACACGUGGUACGAGAUCAACGACCUGGCCUUCGUGUUCAGCUACGUCAUCAUUCGUGGCGUCAUCGCGCAGUAUCUCUCGUACUGCGUGGUCACGCACCCCCAAACCGCGGAUCCGAUCAAGUUCUUCGCGGUCGCCAUGGGUGUAAUGAACGCCAUCCUGUUUGUCGGGAUCCUGGAGUACGCCCUCAAGAGGUACACAGCCAUGUUGUGGCAUCUGACGCGAGGGGAUCGUGCAAGUGAAGCAAGGAUUAAAUCCCCAGCGGAGAGCGUAAAUAAAAACCAACUUAGUAACAGUACAGACACAUUCGAAGAAAUCACUAUGCAUAAAUCACUUGGUUUCACAAUGAAAUACAUCAAGCAGCAACUGCUUUUCAAACACCACAACAUUUAGACUGAUUCUCCUUUUUUUAUCCUUCGAGAACCCGGUCAGAACAGGGCUUUUUUUAAUCUUCUCAGGACCGUUGGGGGCACAUUAUUUUCAAUAAUCUUUAUUUGGUUGGCCGGGAAUCUACAACAUGACGCCAUUGAGUUGCACUGCGGUGACAACAAGUCAGAGCGUUUAUAACAUUUUUGCCUAUUUGGUCAAACAGGUGGGGUUUUUUGCACAAUUGCUAUAUUUGUCACUCAAAUACCUUCAAAUUUGGUACAAGCAUUUUGAACAGUAUCCAUCAAACUGACUAAAUCCUGGAAUCUAAAGUCACGGCUCGAGGGCGCUAUGCCUAUUUUUAUGGGCAAAAUCAUCCUGGUGAUUUUGACCCACAAUUUGCAUUUUUCAACAAAAUGUGGCAUGGCACUAUAAUGAAGUUAUGGUGAAUUUAUUACAUGUAAUGCUUUGCAUUUUGUAAUGCUAUAGUACAUCUACUCCCAAAAGUAAAACAAAGACAAUAUUGUGCAGAAAAGAUGAAAAUUUAAAAGGAUUUUGGCGUAAAUGGCGGCCUUAUUGAAUUAUAUUUGUUGGACCAAGAAUUGUAUCCAAAGUGGAUACUGGGCGGGUUCUGGCAAAGAGAACGCUGUGUGAUUAUGAGUGGUUUCAAGAUAUGCCAA
Molecule: messenger RNA, 1648 nt
Organism: Patiria miniata (bat star)
Lineage: Eukaryota; Metazoa; Echinodermata; Asteroidea; Valvatida; Asterinidae
Product: TLC domain-containing protein 5-like
Exons: 3
Coding region: 120-995 (291 amino acids)
Cellular component (GO): membrane
Source: RefSeq, a predicted model, not a curated record